Ylistrum balloti is the source of this 1734-nucleotide messenger RNA. RefSeq names its product baculoviral IAP repeat-containing protein 7-B-like. The record is from RefSeq and is a predicted model, not a curated record. Bases 32 to 1582 code for a protein of 516 amino acids. Gene Ontology annotation, cellular component: nucleus; cytoplasm; spindle microtubule. The transcript has 6 exons. Gene Ontology annotation, biological process: regulation of cell cycle. NCBI's taxonomy places the organism in Eukaryota, Metazoa, Mollusca, Bivalvia, Pectinida, Pectinidae.
ACGUUGCACAAGAUAUUAACCUGACAUCAUCAUGAAAUCAUCCAUUCGAGGAGUUGAACUUCUUGAAAGUAUAUCACCAGUAUACAAACCCUUGACCAAGAUGUCUGACCAGUCACGUCUUGCAAGUUUCUUUUCAUACCCUUACUCAUCUGAAGUAAGUGCUACCGCACUGGCUGAAGCAGGAUUCCAUUACGAAGGAUCUGGUGACACAGCAUAUUGUAAGCAUUGUGGACUGAAGCACGGUGGAUGGAAGAAGGGAGAUAAUCCCAGAAGUAUACAUCUGGAGAAUUCACCUAAGUGUUCUUUCUUUGAAACAAGUGAGUCUGAAUGUUUUGUUUACGAGGAAAUCCCAGAAGAACUUUCAGUUGGCGCAUGUGGUGGACCUCCUGAUGAACAGGUUAAAUUAAAAAUGGAGGAACAGACAUGUCAAUUCCCUAAUUCCAGCAUUCAUACCAACAAAGUAAAACUUCAUGAUUCUAAAAGUGUAAGACUGACUGCAGAAGUACCAAAACCAAGAGAUCCAUUGGAACAUUUGUUGAAUGUCAGCACUGAACAAUCUCUCAGUAAUGAUGAAACAGAUCCAAAUAUUCCUGACAGUUUGAAGUGCAGCAAUGCUACGACACACUCUCCAUCCCAGUCUUCUAACAAUGCUCUAAUACAACAAUGCGAGCAACGAGAAGACACAACAGAGACACAAACAGAGGAAUCACACAAUCAGAGAAGUAGAGAAAUUUUGUCUGUUACAAGACAUGAUUCUACAAGUCAAACACCCAUAAAUUCAGCCGUGGAAAGUGUCCCACCGAAGUAUCGGCAGUUUGCUGUACUAUCUACACGUCUCAGCUCCUUUGGGAACUGGCCAAAGAGUCUGAAACAAUGUCCCGAAGACCUAGCCAAAGCAGGACUCUUUUAUGAAGGAACAAAUGAUUAUGUGAGAUGUUUCCACUGCGGAGGUGGAUUACGUGAAUGGGACCCAGAAGAUGACCCUUUCUACGAGCAUGCACGUUGGUUUCCAUUCUGUCCAUUCAUGAGACUAAUCAAAGGUGAUGGUUUCAUAAUGAGUGUCCAGUCGGGAACACUGAAACCACCUACACCACAGGGCAAUGACUCCAGAAAAGAAAACAAAGCAAGCGACUUGGAACACCCGGCUGUGUUAAGCAUCAUGGAACUGGGCUACAAUAAAUCCUUAUUGUCAAAAGCAAUAACCAUCUACAGACAACGAACCGGAGCGGAGUUAAGUGCAGAAAAACUUUUACCUAUUGUCUGGGAAAUCGAAGAAAUGGAUAACGACGACAUCACUUCUGAUGCUGAGUUUUCUGAAAACGAUCAGGAAAGUGAAAGUAAUGGCACAGAAACAACAUCAGUAGUGACCAGUACUCACACAAAAGGUAUCGAAGAACUGAGGGCAGAAAACCUGGAACUUCGUGAACAGAAGAGGUGUAAAGUGUGUCUAGACGAGGAUGCCAGUAUUGUGUUCCUACCUUGUGGACAUUUGGUCACGUGUCCCAUGUGUGCUUCGGCCCUGCGGAAGUGUCCAGUGUGUCGCACCUACAUUAGAGGCACAGUCAAGGCUAUUAUAUCUUAAACAAGUUAUUUGUGUGCUAAGUUUAUUGCCCAAUGAACAGCCUGGGUGAUUUUGUGGUGGGGUUCCCUUAUAGUAGCUGAUGGCUUUCUCAAGGACAACCAUACAGGAGACCCAAUACACACCAUCCGGAACAAUUUGGAUAAAAUGUCUUG